Messenger RNA from Branchiostoma floridae (Florida lancelet), 10563 nucleotides. RefSeq names its product neural-cadherin-like. Bases 453 to 9311 code for a protein of 2952 amino acids. The record is from RefSeq and is a predicted model, not a curated record. Lineage: Eukaryota; Metazoa; Chordata; Leptocardii; Amphioxiformes; Branchiostomatidae. Gene Ontology annotation, cellular component: adherens junction; plasma membrane; catenin complex. Gene Ontology annotation, biological process: cell morphogenesis; calcium-dependent cell-cell adhesion; adherens junction organization. The transcript has 33 exons. Gene Ontology annotation, molecular function: calcium ion binding; cadherin binding.
GAUUGGUCACUUCCCGGCUCCAUCACCGUACAUCAAAUCGUGGUUCAUUAGCGAGGUUUUGCAUUUUCCCUUCUUCAUCAUAGCGUGUGGAGCACGGACUUGAUUAGAUCUAAUGUUAUCCGGUGUUUUUCCGAUGAAUAGAGCCGAGUGCUUUUGAGAGACAGAUUAGAGCCUUGGCUCAAUUCUCCAGCGGGGUAACAUGAGGAGGAGCAGCCCUGUUGGAGGGGUGCUUGGAACAGCUGCGAGCUGAUAGACGGCCGUGUAACGGUGCGGUGUGCGGAGAGCGGGGGCGUCGACAUGAAACUGGAACCCCGUACAGAACAAAUCGCCCGGAUAUCGCGAUAUGUCGCGCCCAGGGACUAGCCGAUGCAGAAGCAGUGAGCUAGCAGUGCUUUGCACUUUUGUAGGACAGUAGUUUGAUCAUUGAUGUAUUCUUGUGUGUAGUGAAAGUAAUGUUUCGCACAGUCAGGAGCAAGAUGGCGAACAGACGAGCAUUGUUCCCGCUGACAGCUGGGGAGCGGACCGCCGCCUUGGUCAUUUCGCUGUUUGUUUUCCUCGCGUCCGCUGCUAGUAAAGACGAUGUACGGACGUUUGGGAUUCCGCCACAGUUCUCGGUGUUCGUGCCUCACGAUGUCGAGCCCGGAUAUACGGUGGGACGGCUGGUCCGCCCCGCCUUUGUUUCUCCCCAUUGUGAGGGUGCACGCCUGUUCUCCGUGGACAUCAGGACAGGAGAAGUGACCACGCGGAAGAGCCUGGCUGGACACAAAGAUGAAUCCGUGUCACUCGCUGUCUCCUGGCCGGACGGCUCUCGUGAAACGGACAUCCUGUACAUUUCAGUCAUGGAUCGUCAGAAACUGCCAACUAUUCCCUCAGACUUCCAUGUGGGUGCAAUCGGGGAGAACCUCCCCCCUGGCACAGCGGUGGGGGGGUUGGGCAACCUUUGGGUCCACUCCCCUGCUAUGGGUGAACAUUUUCCAGCUGCACACAACUUUACCUAUCAUCUCAUCUCAGACACAGACCUGCCAUUUACACUGGGUCAUCAUGCCACUAAGGAAGGGGAGACAGUGGAAAUAUACACCACCAAGAUGCUGGAUAGAGAGACACAAGGGGAGUAUGACAUGACAGUGACUGUUAGCCUUGGCACUGAGGAUGAGAACUCAGGCUCCAAGGUUUGGGCAUGGGGCUGGAACAGUGUAGCUCGUGCACUGAUACACGUUACUGUUGCUGAUGACAAUGACAACCCUCCUGUGUUCACGAAUGAACAGUAUGAAGCAGAAAUUCUGGCAACCACAGACAGGAAGCCUGUGGUUCAAGUUCAUGCAGUAGACCCAGAUAAUGGUAACAAUGCCACAGUUGUGUACUCCCUCAGUCCCUCAGUUCCAGGCUUCACAAUCGUGCCAAAGACAGGACAGAUCUGGACGACGGGCUCAGCACACCUAGGGACUCAGAAUAGACACCACCUAGUGAUCCACGCACGUGACAGUGGCGAUCCUUCACUAGUCAGCCAGCCAGCUUCUAUCAUAGUCCAGGUGGUAAAGUCAGGGGAUGAAUCUGACAUUGACAAGAGCAUGGAAAAGAGCCGUUCCAAACGACGAGCUCUUCCAAACAUCCAAGUUUCCAUGGCAGAAAAUGCUGAAGUCAGCUCCCCGAUACUCGAUGUCAACAACCAGCCAUCGGAUCCAGUCAACGAUCAGUUCACCAUCAUCUAUCCCGAGCCAUCUCGCCGCCGUGUCACCAUCGACGGGUCGACAGGCGUUGUUCGUGUGGGAAAGCUGUUAGACCGAGAGGAGCAGGAGUGGGAAAAUGUCACUGUGGAGAUCACCAACCCUUACAGGCAAACCAACCGUGUGAAUGUGAACAUCCGACUGACAGACUUGAACGACAAUUCGCCGCAGUGGACCAUGGUGCCAUUCCCGUAUCAGGCUGUAGUACCCGUCAAUGCCCCUCGUGGCACGCUUGUGUACCAGCUGACAGCAGAGGACAAAGAUCUGGGAGAAAAUGCAGAGUUCCAGUUCUUCCUGGAGUCAGAUGGUGAUGGGAGAUUUGAACUGGACACAUCGACAGGUGACGUGACUACAUCAGGCCUGCCCUUCACCGCAAAUCAGGAAUACAUUGUCCAUGGCCGCGCCCGUGACACGGGUAGAAACGAGAGUCCACAGGCUGUGGUGUCGAUCAUCGCUGGGAAUAGGCCGCCUCAGUUCAUGCAGCAGACGUAUGAUGUGACCGUGCCGGAAGAGACGCUUGACCAGUAUCCUGUUGUGCAGGUGGAGGCCAUGUCUUUCAGAGGCUCCAGGAUCAGCUACAGUCUGAAGAGCAGCAUGGACAUGUUUGCCAUCAACCGGCUGAAUGGGCAGAUCACCCUGCAUCGGGGCAUCGACUACGAGACAGAACAGAGGCAGUACACGCUGUCGGUGGAGGCAACGGAAACAGGCGUCAAUCCCAUGAGUAGCAUUGUGCAGGUCCGAGUGACUGUGGCAGAUAUAAACGACUGCACACCAGAGUUUGCCAAUCCCAUCUACAGCCAGAGGGAUGUCGUGGAAAACAUCCCUUCAACUAAGGCCAUUCUACAAGUGUCAGCUAGUGACUGCGACAGCGAUGAAAACCAGCGGAUCACUUAUUCAGUGGACGACGACGCCCACUUCCGCAUCGCCAGUGAUGGAACCAUCUAUCCCAACAGCCAGCUGGACUACGAAGUACCCAACAACAUGUACGAGUUUCUGGUAAAGGCAGUGGACCACGGCACUCCUGUACUGACAGGGUCGGCCACAGUCCGGGUACGCAUGGCAAACAUCAAUGACGAGCCGCCCGUCUUCUCGCAGAGAACCUACACGACCUUUGUUGCAGAGGACGCUGAACCCGGUGGACUGGUCGCAACGGUACACGCUACUGACAUGGACGGAGACGGUAUUACGUACGCCAUCACCGGAGGGAAUGAUGGGACAUUCGUUAUUGAUGCCAAGGAUGGCAUAAUCAGACUGAGUGACAACCCUUCCCUACAAGGAUCCCACUACACCCUUAAUGUCACAGCCACGGAUGACAAUGCUUCAGGAGGACCAGGCAGUCUGACUGGCACGGCUGUAGUUGUUGUUGGUAUUAAUGACAUCAACAACAACAAACCUGACUUCACACAGUGUGCUGAGUAUGUUCCUAGUGUACCAGAGGGACAGCCUUCAGGGACAUUUGUCAUACAGGUGACAGCCUCUGAUGCUGACCAGGGUAGCAACGGCAGAGUCACCUACUCCAUUGUGCACCGUGAGGACAGUGAAACAAUGUUUAACAUCGAUGCCGACAGCGGGGAAAUCUCCACAGCAGUAGUGUUUGACCGAGAGGAGAGACGAGAACAUGCCGUGACUGUCACUGCCACAGACAAUGCUGAUAACCCUCUGAUUGGCGUGUGUCAGCUGAUAGUGCACAUCACAGAUGUCAAUGACAAUGACCCUGUAUUUGAGAAUAACAAGUAUGCAGCGGUGCUGAGUGAGAACACAGCCCUGCACACCAGCUUCCUGCGAGUGGCAGCACAAGAUGCUGACAUGGGCACCAACGCUGAGAUCCUCUACUCCCUUUCUGAGGAGGUGCCACAGUACCUGGGCAUCGACAGGCAGACAGGAUGGCUGUAUGUCAAAAGUGCCAUCUCACAGACACAGCGGAUCAUUCGGCGGGUAAUAGCCACAGACGGAGGCGGACGCUCUACCAGUGUGAGGUUGGACGUGGCCAUAACGGAUGUAGAGAAUGAGCCACCGAUGUGGGAGAGGGAAUACCCAGCAGUAACCAUUCCUGAGAACACCCCCAUUGACCAGGUGGUAGCGACUGUCAAGGCCUCCUCCACUCUACUGGACAGCCGCAUCACCUACAGCCUCGUGGAUGGACAGCUACCUGAGACCAACAAGCCAAAGCGGUUCUAUCUGAGAACAAACCGUGCGACAAGAACGGCCGACAUCUGCGUCUUCCACCCGCUGGAUUUCGAAACCACGCCGCGUUUUGAGCUGAAGAUCCGUGCGGAGAACGCCGCCAGAAUCCCGCUGGCCGCGUACACCAUCGUGGAGAUCAGAUUGACAGAUGUGAAUGACGAGGUGCCUGACUUCACUGCGAAGAGUUACGCCAUGAGCGUGGCCGAGCAGUCUCCCAAAGGAACCUUAGUGGGACAGGUCACUGCAGUGGAUGCAGAUACAGGAGAUGCAGGGAAGGUGACUUACUCCAUCUCCCCUGACCCCGACCCCUCGCUGAGAGACUGGGAGAAGUUCAGGAUCGACCCCUCCACUGGGGAGGUCUUCACUAAGGACAUGUUUGACAGGGAAAAGAAGAGCUUCUAUCUGCUGGAGGUGAAGGCUGAGGAUGGAGCUGUGUCAGACAGAGUGGAGCUGAGCAACGUCAACAUUCCAAACUCACGAGAGGCCUAUGUUCGCAUCUCGAUCAGCGAUGUCAAUGACAACUCCCCCACGUUCCCGCGCACACAGUACGAAGCAUCAGUAGAUGAAGACAAGGAUGUCGGUUACAGCGUCGUCACUCUUACGGCAAACGAUGAAGAUGAAGGUGCCAAUGCGAAACUGCGUUAUCAGAUCACUACGGGAAACGUUGGUGGUGUAUUCGAUGUGGUGCCAGAGAUUGGCACCAUCGUUGUUGCUGCUCCCCUGGACUUCGAAGCCGUACAGGAAUACGAGCUGCAACUGGUUGCCUCCGACGGGAAGAACGAGAACACCACAAAGGUCAACAUCAAGGUCAACAACAUCAACGAUGAAGAGCCAGAGUUCACCAGGAAUGAGUACACUGGCAGUAUCAGGGAGGAGGACAGCAACACCCCCAUCCCCAUCCUACAGGUGACUGCACGAGACCCUGACCGAGGUGCGAGUGAUGCGGACAUUCGUUACUCCCUACAAGGUCAAGGGGCUAAUGACGAGUUCAGCAUCAACAUCAUCACGGGUCAGAUCUACGCCUCCAAGUCCCUGGACCGCGAGGAACGUGCUGUGUGGCGCUUCAUCGCCCUGGCAACAGACGAGAAAGGCAGAGGGUUGGUCGGUUUCUCUGAUGUUGCCAUCAGCCUGGGUGACAUCAACGAUAAUGCUCCAGAGUUUAAUGAUGAACCAUAUGUGGGGUCUGUUCUGGAAAACACUGCAGCUGGAACAUCUGUGAUGACUGUGACAGCUACUGAUGCCGACGACCCAGAUGUUGGUAGGAACGCGAAGCUGACGUAUCGUAUCACCAAAAACGCCAAGCAGAACCGGGUCAACUUGUUCCGCAUUGACCGCAACACUGGGAAGAUCUUUACCACAGUGGGAAACCUGGACAGAGAAACUACGAAGGAGUACACUCUAGUGGUGCGGGCGGAAGAUGGUGACGGUCUGUGGGGCACGGGAACAGUCACUGUCCAGGUGGGAGACAUUAACGACAACCCUCCUGCGUUCAAUCAGCGGAUCUACAGCACAACGAUGUCAGAAGGACUGGGAAAGGACGGGAUUGUCACAACGGUGGCGGCGAGUGAUGCAGAUGUUGGUGACAAUGCCCGACUGUUCUACAGCAUUGUCGGAGGGAACAGGAACAACCAGUUCAGGAUGGACAACUCUGACAACAAGGGGAUCGUUCGAGUUAACAGGCGGGUGGACUAUGAGGAACCAACUCAGAGAAAAUUCAACCUGACUUUAGAAGUGCGUGACUUGGACUUCACCAGUAGGGGCUACUGUGUCAUCAAUGUCCUGGACUAUAACGACAACCCUCCCGUCUUCAACCCGGUGUACUAUGAGAAGGAGAUCUAUGAAAAUGCAACAGUUGGAACAUUGUUGAGGAUCUUGUCAGCCACAGACAGAGAUACAGGGAACAAUGCAGUGUUCAAGUAUAGUAUAAACCCAAGCUCAGACCCAGACCAACAGUUCCUCAUAGGUGCCCAGAAUGGGAUCCUGACAGUUAACAAGGCCCUGGACAGGGAAACCCUUCCCCAGCAUAGACUCACCAUCCAGGCCACUGAUAUAGGGCCACCCAGCCUGGUGGGCAACGCUACGUUUGUGGUCAACCUCCUGGACAUCAAUGACAACGGCCCUGUGUUUAAGGAGGACUAUCGUCCUGCUAUUCCUGAGAACACAGAAGGUCCGUUACACGUACAGCUGAUCGAGGCUGUGGACUACGAUUCUGAUCCUCCAAAUGGUCGACCGUUUGUCUACGCUGUCCCAGAUCCCAAUCCUCUUGCAAGGGCAUUUGACUUCAAAGACAAUGGAGAUGACACUGCAGUAGUGACUACAAAACGUUCGUUCGACCGUGAGACUCAGGAGCUGUAUGAACUGCUGGUGAUCAUCUGGGACAGCGGGCAGCCGCAGAUGAGUGCAACUAACACGCUCACUGUAACCAUCGCCAACGAGAACGACAAUCCACACUACGGGGGAACAAAGGAAGUCACUGUGUACAACUUUAAAGGUGCCAUGCCAGACAGCCCCAUCGGGAUAGUGCAUGCCCCAGAUCGUGAUGACGGGGCCUUGGUGAACCCAGAUGUAAAGACGUACAUAUUUGAGAGUACGGAACCAAAGUACUUCUGGUUGAACGAGUCCAGCGGAAUGGCUUACAUUCGUGAGAAGACUCCCGCAGGUCGUCAUACAUUCUCUGUCCGUGUGAGCGAUGGUAUCUGGCCGGACGCUGUGUCCAGCCUGGUGGUCAAUGUGAAGGAAGUCACUGAGGAGCAGCUGGUCAACUCAGGGUCAAUCAGGUUUGAUGGUACCACUGCUGAAGAAUUCAUCACUCCUGGGAAGGAUGGCCAGAGCAAGUAUGACCUGUUCAGACAGGCCAUUGCCAAAGUGGUUGGUGCCCAGGUACAAAACGUGGACAUCUUCUCCGUGCUGAAUGUCCCAAGUCGGAGGUCAGUGGAUGUCCGCUACACGGCCCAUGGUUCACCUGUCUACCCUGCACACAAACUCAACGGGCUGGCUGCACAGAACAGACAGACGCUUGAGGAGCUGGUUGGUCUGACUGUAGCAGAAGUGAACGUGGACCCGUGUGUACAGGAGAUCUGUCAGACAGGAGGCUGCUCCAGCCGACUGGAGACCAGCGACACACCGACACUGGUCAACUCCGGUAGUGCCUCCUUUGUCUCUGUGACGGCCACCAUGGUGCACGAGUGCACAUGCCCACAGAGGGCUGAAGUACGGGGACUCUGUGACUCCAGCCCAUGCUACAAUGGAGGGACAUGUAUAAACACUCCUACUGGAUACAGGUGCAAGUGCAGGAAUGGCUAUGACGGCAUCGACUGCCAGCAGACCAAGCGUAGCUUCAGGGCAAACGGCUUUGCCUGGUUCGACCCCCUGCCCCAAUGUCUGGAUACUAGGAUCUCCCUGGAGUUCAUCACCAAACAUCCAGAUGGUCUGCUGCUGUACACAGGCCCAGUGGCCCCCCUGGCCACGGGAGAGCCGCGAGACUUCAUGGCAGUAGAGCUGGUCAGUGGGAAACCACGACUCACCAUCAACCUGGGAGAUGGGCCACUCCAAUUGGACAUCGCCGUGACAACCACUGUGAAUGACAAGAAGUGGCAUCGUCUGGACAUCAUAAGACAAGGCUCGACCACUCGCUUCAUGUUGGACCGCUGUAAGAACUCAGUCAUCACAGAGACGGUGGGGACGGGGCGUGGCACCAGUGCUGAGGACAGGACUGGGUGUGAAGCUAUCGGGAGGGUUCCUGGCAAGUCCAGGUUCCUGAAUGUUCUGUCACCCCUACAGCUGGGUGGAAUAGCCCAGAAAUCCUUGCCAUACCCAACCCUGACAAACCUUGACUUCCAGGGCUGCAUUCAGAACCUGGUACAGGACACCAAGGUGAUCGACCUUGCUGAAGCCCAGCUGUCCCAGAACAGCGAGGAAGGCUGCACACAGACGGACGCCAACUGUCAGCCUAACAGCUUCACCCCCAUCUGUGGACCUAAUGGCACCUGCGUGGGCACCUGGGACAGCUUCUACUGCACCUGUCAUCCUGGUUUCCAUGGAGACAGGUGUCAGCAGGCUACGCCUGAGUACUCCUUUGACAGCGAGUCAUGGAUCCGGUACCAGCUGAGACGACCAGUGAGUGCGCGGAACACGCAGCAUCAGCUGAUGUUCCGCACAAGAGUUCCUAACGGCCUUCUCACGGCGGCUGCCUCCAGGGACAGGCAGGAGUUCACCAGCUUAGAGCUGAUGAAUGGCAAGGUGCAGUACCGCUUCAACAUUGGAAAUGGUGUCCACAUUGUCCGUUUGGAAGACUUCACUGUUGAUGAUGGGGAAUGGCAUGUGGUGAACGUUGAAAGGUUCGGGAAUGAAGUUUCCCUGAAGUUGGAUGGCGGUGGAGGACAACGAGAGAUAACAAUCGCCUUAGGGAGUCACCGAGAGAUCCUUAUUGACCAGAACAGUGUCCUUGUGGGAGCCAAUGUCACACGAGCAGCUGAGGAACAAAAUGUGUACAACGAUUUUAUUGGGUGUAUAAAUGACAUCCGUCUUAAUGAGGAGUACCUGCCCAUGGAGGGAGAGAACUCCGUUGCUAUGGCAACCACGGAGGGCAUCCAGCCAGGCUGCUGGGACCACGAGGAGUGUCUGAGUGCCCCGUGUGUCAUCCCAUUCGUCUGUGUGGACCUGUGGAGGGGGUACAUCUGCAGGGAUGACUGUGAGAGUGCCCCCUGUCUGAACGGUGGAAUCUGUGACGUCCAUGCCUAUGGCUUUGUCUGCACCUGUCCGGUGGGGUGGACCGGAGUCAUCUGCGACCAGGAGGACCAGACUUCGGCCAGGAUAGUCGGGGUUGUUGGCAUCAGUAUUGGAGCUGUGGUGGCCAUUCUUCUCUGUUUGCUGGUGCUGCUAGUCCUGGUGCUGGCCUGUGUGAUGUACAAGAAACAGCUGAAGGCUGCCACCACCAAGUACCUGGCGGUGGACGGCCACGACGACGUGCGCGAGAACAUCAUCUCGUACAACGACGAGGGCGGCGGGGAGGAGGACCAGGAGUCUUACGACAUCAGGAAGCUGCAGAAGCCUGACAGGGAGUCACCAACACGGGCCAAGAGACCGCUGGAGCCGCGGAUUGACGUUCCUCCGGACGACGUGCCGCAGAUGAGACCGACUCUCCCGCAGGGCGACAAUCCAGAUGUAGCAGAUUUUAUAGGUGCAAGGCUCCAUGAUGCAGACAAUGACCCCACAGCCCCGCCCCACGACUCCAUCCAGCCCUAUGACUAUGAGGGUCAAGGGUCAACAGCAGGCAGCUUGAGUUCACUGACCUCUGCAUCAUCUGAGGACGACCAGGACUAUGAGUAUCUGGACAACUGGGGGCCACAGUUCAGAAACCUGGCAGACAUGUACAGUGGGGCAGGGGGAGGGGCAAGUGCUUAGUGGUGACGUGUAUAGACAGGUGCUAUAAUCAACUAAGUGUGAGACAGAUUAUUAACUGGAUGAGCAACAUAGUUGCAACAAACAUCACUGGUGAACUAACUUCCGUUUAAAUUUAAAUUUAGAGACAUUGUGGAAAGACAUUUGUACUGUAUUUUGAAGCUGUUGCAAACUGUGUUUAAUCAGAUACAGUUAGAUGUAUUUUUGUACUGAUAUGUUUAUAUGUCAAGGUGGUAGCAUGUGCCUAUUUAGUGUGCAUCUAACAAGUGAUCUUAGUACAAAAAGUGGCUUUAGAGUGUAGAGAUAAAGAUGUAGACCAAAAUAUCAACUUAACAGCAAAAGUUUCAAGGACACAGGAAAAUAUGAUAGUGCAGCUAAUAAAGAUUAAGUCCAUGUGUUUAGAGCUCUCACGAUCCCACCUUAAACACCAGUGGAAGGUUAUGUCGAGACUACCUCAGGCCUUUAUCACACAAUGUUUGGUUUUUCAAGGGCUUUUUUUUCAGUUUUUUUACACAGUUAAAAGAUGCAUGAAAAUGCAUGAAAAAGCUCUGUCACAAGAAUUAUCGUCAUAACCAUGUAAUACUAUCAGGGAUUCCAUAUGCAGUUUGAUAUUCUUACAUCAGAUGUUUAUCAGGGAUGUUUUGAUUUUUCUUUUAAGGAUAUAGUUUUUUUUUAUACAUUUGUAAGUAAUGAGCCAUUGUCCAAGCUGAACAGAGCAACAAAGAUGAUUGUACAGAAUGAUGUUUAAGUUAGAAAUGUGUAUCUAAGAAAAUCCAUUUGUUGUCCCCAGAUUUUAACUACAUAAUUAUGGCAAAGGGAAUAAAACUCAAAUCUAAAUGUGCAUCCAAAAAGGUGAUAAAAAAAUCAUCAAAUUCAUUUGAACAAUAAAUUUUAUAUGACCACUCGUGUUCACAACAAACAGCUUGUAGACAAAGGGUGGGCUGGCAGGCCCAUCAGUUCUAUUCUGAGUGGAAGUCUGACUACAAACAAAAGGAAGGAAAUUUAUUCAUAUUUUUGGUUAUCCUGUUUACUUGUGAAUGGAUUCUAUCAGACUGGGUGUACUGGGCUAUGUUAAAUUACGCUCAUGUUACAUCAAAUCUGGCUAUCAUACUGAAUCCACCCUUUAUAUUUAUCAAAGCUGUCUCAGAUGUCUGCCUGUUUUAAUAUUGUGAAGAAUGACCAGUUACUCCUGGCAAAUUCAUGCUGGCUAUGUAUGUUCCAUUUUGAAAACUAGUUUGUUUGAAAUGUGCUGCAA